AUGUCUCUAAAUUCGUCAAUUUCGGAGUAUUAUGGUGGAAAAUCCAUUUUUAUAACUGGCGCAACUGGUUUCCUGGGAAAGAUAUUAAUAGAGAAAUUGUUAUACAGUUGCCCUGAUGUAGGAAAUAUUUACAUUCUUAUACGAGAGAAAAAAGAAAUGUUGCCGGAAGUUUUUAAUAGAGUGAAGGCAGACUGUCCAGAUAAUUUAAAAAAAAUAGUUGUAGUGAAAGGAGAUAUUACUGAAUUCAAACUUGGAUUGAACUCAAAAGAUCUCCACAUGUUACAAGAGAAGGUUUCAAUAGUGUUCCACUUCGCAGCUACUCUAAAAUUUAACGAACCAUUAUCAGUUGCCAUGAAAGUAAACUAUGAGGGCACGGACGAGGUCUUAAGAGUUUCAAACAGCAUGAAAAAUAUUGAAGUUUUUGUAUACAUGUCUACAAUAUUUUCCAAUACGGACCACGAAAGAUCUACCGUUAUCGAAGAGUUAUAUCCCAGCCCCAAACAUGUUGAUGAAGUGUACAAAAUGAUUUUAGAGAACGAUCCCAAUGAAUGUUUUAAUCCAAAAUUAUUGGGUGACCGACCAAACACAUAUACCUUUUCCAAAUCCAUGGCAGAAAAUCUGGUUGCAGAUAGAAGAGGAGCACUGCCCACAAUUAUAAUACGUCCUUCUGUAGUAACAUCAUGUAUCAACGAGCCGAUACAGGGGUGGAUAGCUAAUUGGAUGGGCCCAACCCCAAUUCUUACAUUAUUUGGCAAAGGUUUAAUCCGAUGCUUAUAUGGAAAAAGCAAUUAUAACUUUGAAAUCAUACCCGCGGACUAUGUGGUUAAUCUUACUCUUAUUGCUGUUGCAAAACAUGAUAGAUCAAAAGAAUUAAAAAUAUACCACUCGUGUUCGACUGCAGACAAUCCACUUACUAUAGGAGAUACUUCCAAAUUUGUGGCUAUGGAGAGUGUAAAGCAGAAAUUCAAUAGAUUUUUAAAAAAUGACCUUCUUGCUAUGGACUAUUUCGUAUUAAAAGAAGAUGAUAACACUAAUAUUACAAACUGGAGUUUGCCUGUGGCAUGGCUCACA
Messenger RNA from Brenthis ino (lesser marbled fritillary), 1071 nucleotides. The record is from the annotation of a GenBank genome assembly. NCBI's taxonomy places the organism in Eukaryota, Metazoa, Arthropoda, Insecta, Lepidoptera, Nymphalidae.